Messenger RNA from Pseudopipra pipra, 1382 nucleotides. It is a transcript of the gene SUSD3, whose product is annotated as sushi domain containing 3. The record is from RefSeq and is a predicted model, not a curated record. The transcript has 5 exons. Lineage: Eukaryota; Metazoa; Chordata; Aves; Passeriformes; Pipridae. Bases 157 to 948 code for a protein of 263 amino acids. Gene Ontology annotation, cellular component: plasma membrane.
CCUGCCCCGGCCCGGCCCCGGCGGAGGGCGGGCGGAGGCGGCGCGGGUGCACCUGCCGGGCGGGCCGGGCUGGGCUGGGCUGGGCUCGGCUCGGCUCGGCUCGGCUCGGCUCGGCUCGGCUCGGCUCGGCUCGGCUCGGCUCGGCUCGGCGGGGCCAUGCCGGCAGCCACGGCGCCCGCGCUGGACGCGCCGCGGACCCCCGCGCUGGGGCGGGACAGCCCCCGCGGACACGCAGGGCAGUGCCGCCACCUCCUCCCGCCCCAGCUGGGCACACUCCAGGUUGUCCACGGCAAUGGCACAGACGUGGGGACUGUGGUCAUGUUCCAGUGCUCCUCUGAGCACCAGCUGGAGGGACCAGGCAUCAUCACCUGCGUUUGGAAAGGGAACAGCACCCAGUGGACAGCCGGAGUGCCCUCCUGCAAGCCUAUACCAAAAUACGAGACUUUUGGCUUUAAGGUCGCAGUAGUUGCCUCCAUUGUGAGCUGUGCUGUCAUUCUGCUGAUGUCCAUGGCUUUCUUAACGUGUUGUCUGAUCAAGUGUGUGAAGAAAAGUGAGAGGAGGAGGACUCAAAGAGAUAUGCAGCUGUGGUACCAGCUGAGAACUGAAGAGCUAGAGCACAUGCAAGCUGCUUACUUUGGUUUUAAGGGAAGAAACAAUAACAACAACAAUAAGAAACUCCGGAAUAAGUCUGUGUUUGAGGACGUGGCUCCCAUGGCGUACGACAACCAAGGCUUCUACAGGUUCCAGGAGGAGUGGACUCGUGAUGUGGUGGCUCCUGGGCAUUGUAAAGGCAAUGAUCAGGUGCUGAAGCAGAGCAGUGGUGCCCCUGGGCCACGGGCUAUGCCCAGACACAGCACCACAGUGCAGACAGUGAAUUCCACACACGUUGUUGAAGUCUAUGGCCAUAAAGAUAGUUACAACAAACCAAGCUGCCAGAUCCCUGGAUAACUGGUGUCUGAAACACAACUGCUCCUCUGGACCAAAACAAAAUUUGGAUAGAAAUAUGUGCCUUAAAGACAACACAGAGAGUUCAUUAUUCGUUUGAAAGUUUUCUAUAUUCCAAGAUGGUUGUUUAACAGAAGUGCUUCAAGGUCUGAGACAAAUAAAAACAUGAACGUUGGGGCUGGCAGUUUGUAGCUGUUCUCUACAGUUUGCUGUGCAGUGGGACCAUGGCAGAAGCACAGUGUCCUUCUGUACAGCUGGAGAGGUGGUACCAGGUUUGUAUAUUUACCUCUUACAAAGUCGCUGAUGAUAAUUAUGCACCCGUCUGAUUCCAGCCUUCUCCGGACCCUUGGGUUUUGUAAAGCAUUCCAGAAUGAAAAGUCCCCUGUAUUUUUACACAGUAACGUGCUAGAACUACAAUAAAAUUUUGUUUUUAAUGG